Molecule: messenger RNA, 1680 nt
Organism: Musa acuminata subsp. malaccensis (wild Malaysian banana)
Lineage: Eukaryota; Viridiplantae; Streptophyta; Magnoliopsida; Zingiberales; Musaceae
Product: UBP1-associated protein 2C-like
Cellular component (GO): nucleus
Molecular function (GO): RNA binding
Source: RefSeq, a predicted model, not a curated record
CUUCCUUCACUUUUUGUCGGGUUAGGGCGCCGUCCGACCCCGCCGCGAGAUCGAUUGAUUGAUGGAUCCGUCCUACAAGAAGCGGAAGGCGGACGAGAACGGCGCCCUCGCCACCGCCAUCCCGGCGGCCGAAUUGACGCCGGAGGAUGGCCGUAAAAUCAUUGACGCCUUCUCCCUCGACCAGCUCCGCGACAUCGUCGCCGCCGCCGUGUCCCGCGGCGAGCCUGGCGUCCUCGCCGACGUCCGCGCUAUCGCCGACCGCGACCAGAGCCAGCGCAAGCUCUUCAUCCGCGGCCUCGGCAUGGAGACCACCACUGACGCCGUUCGCUCCCUCUUCUCUACGUACGGCGAGAUUGAGGAGGCCGCUGUUAUUGUUGACAGGGCCACCGGGAAGAGCAAGGGUUACGGUUUCAUCACCUUCCGCCAUAUCGACGGUGCCCUCCGUGCCCUAAAAGAGCCAUCCAAGAAGAUCGAUGGCCGGAUGACGGUCACCCAGCUUGCUGCCGCCGGUAACUCCGGGUCCGGCGCUGCUCCGUCUGCCGAUGUCUCUCUCCGCAAGAUCUAUGUGGCGAACGUCCCCGCUGACAUGCCAUCUGACCGACUCCUUGCCCAUUUCUCCUCUUACGGUGAGAUCGAGGAGGGCCCUCUUGGGUUCGACAAGCAGACGGGGAAAUUCCGGGGCUUCGCCCUGUUCGUCUACAAGACAGUGGAGGGGGCAAAAAAUUCCCUCGUGGAUCCCAACAAGAACAUCGAUGGGCAUAACUUGGUCUGCAAGCUUGCAAUAGAGGGUAAGAAGGGGAAGCCAGGUGCCCCUGCACCAGGUGCUGCCCCCAUGGGCGGUGUCCCCGGCCAGCCCAUGGGUGGUGGUGCCGAUAUGGGUUCAGAUGGGCUUGGAUUGGGUGCACAGUCCUCGUUACCAAGUUCUCUCUCGAGCCAAUAUGGUGGUCCAGGUAGCGGUUUCGGCUCAUAUGGUGGUUACUCUGGAAGUGCGCUGCCGGGUGCUGCUGGACUGAGUCACCAUCAUAAUAUGAACUCUUCCUUGCCAUCAUCCAUGGGUCCUGGCACUCCAGGUCUGUCAUCGGUUGGCAGUCAGGUGCCUUCAUCGCUUGGUGGUGCUGUAGCUGGAGGAUAUGGAGGGGGUUUGGGUGGCCCUGUCUCCGGUGGAUAUGGAGGUUAUGGUAUGGGCUCAUCACUUUAUCGUAUGCCUCCAAGCUCAGUUAGGAUGCCUUCAGGUGGUUAUACGGAGGGUGGACAUUAUCCUCUGUCAUCAUCAGCAUACCAGGGCCAGCAUCACCAGCCAGCAGGAUCCUCUCCUGGGCAGAGGGUUCCAGGUAGAGGGUUAUAUCGUAAUGUGCCACCUUAUUACUAAGAGCAGCAAUGGAAGUCACCCAGAUUCUUUUGAAUGCACAAUCUCAGUGGAUAGUACAGUUCGGAAACAUGCAGAAGAAAGCCUGAAACACUUUCAGGAAGAAAACAUCUCUGUGUUUUUGCUAUCUCUUUCUAAUGAGUUAUCAAACAACGAAAAGCCUGUUGAUAGCCGUAAAUUAGCUGGCUUGAUCCUUAAAAAUUCUCUGGAUGCGAAGGAGCAGCAUGGGAAAAAUGAACUUGUCCAAAGAUGGUUGUCCUUAGAUGUGGCUAUCAAAACCCAGAUCAGAGCUUGCUUGAUGCAGACCCUUCUUU